CAGCAUCAUAUUUUAAGGACGGAAGCAAGUAAAGGAAAGGUACAACAAAAACACGCAACCUCCCUAAAUUGGAAAAACAGGAAAAAAUUAAAUUAAAAAAACGCCUCAGCAGGUAAUUGAUGCCGGAAAUGAACAAACUCGUGAUGUCAGGAGACGGCUGACACACAGACAUAGAGAAGUUAAUAGGUUGUGCGAGUAAAGAAACGUGUUAUUGCAGCAGUGAGUCGGAGAGCAGGCGGACUGGAGGGUGUGGAUUUAACACGGAUGCUGGUUAUGUGAUAUAUUUAGACACAUAAUUGACUUUCCUUUUCGUGUGGGGUGUUUACACAACAUUCGCUUCUUCUCACAGGCUCCCCAGCCAGACAGUAAGUAACGAUGAAAGGAUUCGCGUUGGAGCAGAUAACAGAUUUCACUGAUUUUACCAGAGGCGGCGAUUUGACCGAGUUUUUAAAGCAAACUAAUAAUGUGUUUAAUAUGAAUAACUGUCGUUCGCAUCCUGUCCGGGUCAGUCCAGAUGCACAGCACAUCCACGCCUUUCUUCAAAAACCAAAGCGGGGUCUGGUGACUUUUGAUAGGAUCCAGAGAGUCGCUGUCGCUCAGAGCCCCAGCUAUAUGGACACGGGAUCCGCCCUAUCGAUCCCGAUAGUGGAGCUGUUGUAUUUAGACAGCGGCAGCAAAGACAGCGCGGCGCUGGUCGCGGUGAUUCUUGAAAACGGUAAAGCGGAGUUUUGGAAAUACUGGGAGAGAAAAGCUGGCUGGGAUUUGUUGCAGACUUCAGACCUGUGCAACAGCACCAGCGCUAAAGUGGUGUCGGUUUGCUCCAGUGGCAAGUUUAUAAUCUGGUGUGAAGAGAGACCCGCUUCAGAAAGCGCUUCAGUUUUCUCCGCAGCGCGUAACAACUUCAGAUACUGCAUCUGCAAAAGAACUUACGAGCGCGAGGAGCGGGCUGUGCGCUUAGGGGGUGUUAAAACACCCUUACACAACAGCCCGCGUUACAGGGUCCUUGCAGCGCGGGAGAAUGUUUACCUGCUGCCAGACAAUCAGGAGGCAGCCCCGGGCAACGGCUCCAAAUUCUUCCUGCCAUGGUCCCCUAAACAGGACAGGAUGACUAUCAGUACUGUGUGCAAAGGAGCACUGCUGAGCAAAACCCUGCACUCCACCAGCAAGGAUUCGGAUUACAAGACACUGAUUUCAGAGUGCAUUGGAAUGCUGGCCACAAUCAGCCCCCCAGAAAUCUGUUCCGUUGCUCCUACCAGCUGCGGUGGGCUGCUCUUGGUUCUCAGCUCAGGCUGCAUUAGUUUAUUGCAAAGUGAUGGAGUCCUGAGGCAGAUCUAUACUCUGGCAUUAAGCUGCCCACUGGACUGUAGCAAUCAGAUCAGCAUGCAGAUCUACGGCAGUACCCUGGCUUGCAUUGUGUACAGGACGCUGUACCUGGUUGACACCAGCACUGGCAGGCUGCUGGAGAACAUUGCACUGAAGACCGAUGGCAUGCUCUUUCUAAACUCCAGGGAGAAGAAUGGCAUCCACUUCCUUUCCGGUAAAGGAAUGUACGUGGUGAAGGAGUCGGGGGUGGACCCCACCAGCAAGCAGCUGGGCUGCUCCGACACUGCCAGGCCGGAUGCUGUCUUGGUGGAGGCAGUCUUCGAAGAAGCCUGCAGGUACUACCAGCGCCGGAGCCUGAGCAGCACACAGCUGACUGUGGAGAAACUGAAAAGCGGGGGCAUGUUCCAGGCGCCCAUCGCCCUGUCUUCCAUUCUCGGGGUCUACAUGAAAACCAAGAAAGCCAGCGAGCUGCCGCAGGGGGGUGGCGGUUACUCCAAGCUGCUGGCAUCGUUGGGCGCGGAGCUAGAGAGCUUGAUGGCCUUGGAGCAGCUCAAGGCAUCAGUGGUCAGCGCCUCCGACAGAAAGCUGAGCGUCUCGUGUGAAACUCUGGUGGGGCAAGAGGUGAACCGCCUGCUCUUCUCAGACCUGGACAGAGACAAUCUGCUGUACCUGAACGUCAUUUUUAAAACCUUCCCCCGGGAGUCUUGGCAAGCCCUGCAGGCUAGUUUGCGACUCGGGUCCAAUGGAGAGGGCUUCCUGACGGCCAAGGCAGCCCCGGAGGUCUGGAAGACGGUCCUGAGCCCCGUGCAGGCAGCCCUGGCCCCUCUCUCCAGCGGCCAGCAGCAGGCCUCCUCUAACGGGGCAGCGCCUGUCUUUGAGCUGAUCUGCCGCUCCCUUUUCACCUUUCAGCCCAAGUGGCUGCCCAGAUUUGUUGAGCUGGCGCAGCAACAAGCAGGUGCCUCUUCCUGGAACUAUGGGGGCAAGGAGAGCCCGGAGAGCGUCCCCUUGUACAAGCGGGCCCUGUGUGUGCUGCCGAGGGAGGGGCAGGCGCAGGAGUUGCAGGUGGAGCUCUUGCUCUGCAGCCAGAGACCCAACGCUGUCAUGCAGGCCAUGCACAUCCUGCUGGAGCUCCGGCGCUGGGAGAGAGUGGCCGAAGUGGCCCAGCACUUCUCUCAACAGAGCCCCCUGCUCAACAAGGAGAUCUUCACCACCCUUCUCUGUGAGGUCUCGCAGCACCGGGAUCUGGACCCAUACCUGGACCUACUUUGGACCUUGUGUCCUGAGGACAUGACUGUCACCAGCAUCCUAAAUAUUGUGCUGAAAAGCCUGCCUCUAUGCGGAAGGGAGCCCGGACCAUUCAGAACCGACAGGAGCCAGAUGAGCAUCGGGAUGCUGAAGCCGCUGUUGAUCAAAGUGCUGCAAAGAGAAACCAAGCCGAGCCAAAGGUAUGCGGACAUCCUCCAGUCCCCUUCCUUUCCCCCUCCCACUCUCCCGAGGCAGCCCAGGUCAGUCACAGAGCCCGCCAUGGCCACUGCCUCCCCGCCCCUGUCGAGCAUCUCAUCCAGUGUGAACGACACCAGCGUGGAUGAAGGCUGCUCCAGUCCCCAUCAUGAGAAUAAAUAGCAGCUCUGCACAUGUUCUCUCCUCCGGGGACUAAUGGAGAAGAUACCCUACAAGCGAAAUCACCAAAGAUAUUUAAAACCUCGCUGGAAUAUGCGUUCCAGAGCAAAGAUCAAAUGUAGAAGACAAGUUAGGAUAUAUAUUCUCUUAACCAAAGUUUUUUAUUAAAAAAAAAAAAAAAAAAAAGGUUUGACUGUGUUCCACACGUUUUCAAGAGAUCAUUCUUUGUUGUCAAAUCAUAAGGCCAAUGGACUGGCUUUUGUUUUCAGCUCUAAAUAUGCAGCCAAAGCAGUUUUAUAAUCAAGGGUCUGGUUUUUCAAAGCAGUGCAGAUGUAUUAUAAAUCUGCCUGGAUAUUACCCUGCAGCCUGCUGUUGAAAUGUUAUUCGUGUGCUGUUUACUAAACAGAUGCAUUGCACACUAGAAUGAGUGCCGUGACAAAGUUAAAAUGCCACUAAAGCACCACGAGCAAAGGGCAGAGAACAAAAUGAGUAUGUCAUGUAGAGCACUGGAGAUGCUGUUCAUGUUGAGCACUGGAGAUGCUGUUCAUGUAGAGCACUGGAGAUGCUGUUCAUGUUGAGCACUGGAGAUGCUGUUCAUGUUGAGCACUGGAGAUGCUGUUCAUGUUGAGCACUGGAGAUGCUGUUCAUGUUGAGCACUGGAGAUGCUAUUCAUGUAGAGCACUGGAGAUGCUGUUCAUGUUGAGCACUGGAGAUGCUGUUCAUGUUGAGCACUGGAGAUGCUGUUCAUGUUGAGCACUGGAGAUGCUGUUCAUGUUGAGCACUGGAGAUGCUGUUCAUGUAGAGCACUGGAGAUGCUGUUCAUGUAGAGCACUGGAGAUGCUGUUCAUGUAGAGCACUGGAGAUGCUAUUCCUGCUGGUGGUGGCUGAACAAAAUAUAAUGCAGCCAUUCGAUUUUUUAUCUCAAGUUUGAGCUUCCUUUUAAAGGUAAUGAUGAACUCUCAGUAAAGUUACUGCUUGUGUUUAAUACCUAUUAGCCUGUUUAUAGGACGUAGGCAAUAUGAAUGUCUGCAUUGUGCGCACACACUCACUCACUGAGAUGUGCAUGUGCAGCACACUCCUGAGAACAAUCCACAUCUUUACACACACUAUCAUAUUCCACUGUGGUGAAUUCAAUCAGUUUACUUUUCAUUGAAGAUUGGUGACCUUAAAUAUAUUACACAAAUAUAUAUAUGCACUGUAUAUAGCUUCAAAAAGAAGCGUGUAUGUUUUAUUUAUUAGGUACCAUACAUAUCUUGAUUUUAAUAUAAAGUAGAAAGAACCUAAAAUAGUUUAACCCAUAUUGUUUGAAUUUCUUUGUCGGAAAGUGUAUUCUAUCCUAACCUACCUUGCAGUAUAUCAUGUAUAAUGUAGAUUGAGUCCAUGUGCAGUGUCUGUGUGCA
Acipenser ruthenus (sterlet) is the source of this 4343-nucleotide messenger RNA. Its product is annotated as BLOC-2 complex member HPS6-like. The transcript has a single exon. Gene Ontology annotation, biological process: organelle organization; lysosome localization; protein localization to membrane. Lineage: Eukaryota; Metazoa; Chordata; Actinopteri; Acipenseriformes; Acipenseridae. The coding region runs from base 376 to 2946 and encodes 856 amino acids. The record is from RefSeq and is a predicted model, not a curated record. Gene Ontology annotation, cellular component: lysosomal membrane; BLOC-2 complex.